Molecule: messenger RNA, 1395 nt
Organism: Metarhizium robertsii ARSEF 23
Lineage: Eukaryota; Fungi; Ascomycota; Sordariomycetes; Hypocreales; Clavicipitaceae
Exons: 1
Coding region: 1-1395 (464 amino acids)
Source: RefSeq, a predicted model, not a curated record
AUGACUACUACCGUAUAUUUUCCCAUCACUCUUUCUGAAUCCGCAGUGGCUGUUUGGACGCCAGAAGCCUCGCAAACUGUCCCUGCUGGUUCUACACAUCCCAUCUCUUUGCCAACGUCUUGUCCUGUACUUACUGAUGGGAGAAAUUCCCAUGUUAUCGGAACAGCGGCAUCGCCGACCGUUGUGACAGACACGACGUCGGCAGCGGGCCAACCUGUGUCCAUGGCGAUAUCAUACCGAUGCGAAUACAAUGUUACCGAGCUAACGUCAACAACAGCAACGAAAGCCUCGGGAGUUUCGAAUGAUGCUGCCUCAAAAAUAGUCAUUGGAACCCUGGCUGGAGUUGCGGCCCUGUUGGCUAUGGCAGGGCUUUUGGGAUACUACUUUAUGAGACGAAGUCGGGCGCGUCAUGUCCAGCAGACGCGUGACAGCCUACAACGUCGCAAGGGGGCGGCAUUUACAGGCUUCAUGAAACAUUUUCUCCUGCAAGGUGCUCAUGUAGGCUGGGGUCAAAUUCGGAAAGAUUUCGAAGAAAUGCAAAGCUGCUUCCAUGACGUUGUCCGUGCAGGGUUCGAUCACCAGAAAGUCAUUCCGAAUUCUAUUUCCCUAAAUAAGUCACUUGAGCCUCUUGGUCUAAGCGAGGAUAGUCGCAACUUGAUCUGUGAGCUGGUUACUGAGCCUCGUACCCGCCACAUUGCGAUACGCCAUUUGCUUGCGUGGGCGAUAUUUUCUAAUCUGGAUAUCCGUUCAGUCGGGCCGCUCUCUCUCCUACACCCUGCGAUUAAAAACUUCAUGCUGUAUGUUCCCGAAAACAAAAGGGAUCCGAAGGAUUAUUUGGACCCAAUGGGCGAUGGUAAGAGACUUCUGCCGUUAGCAUGGGGGAGAAAUUGUGCUGACUCGUAUUCGUGGAAUUCAGAAGACAUCAUUCAAAAUGCUUGGAGACAACUUUCCGCUGUGUUGUUGCAGGAAAGAACAUUCGUCACGAUGAACCAUCACCUCUAUGACGAAUUCAAUCCUCAUCUUGACUCCCAGGUCGAAGCUCUGGUGAAUGCGCUUUCCGGCUUCUUCGACCAUUUACCCAAGUUAGAUGGGGUCUUUGUGUACGGAUGGACGCCUGCUCUACGUUCUAUGAUUUCGAGAAGCGCACACCUGGGCUACAUACUCGCCUCUGAUCCGGGUAAUUGGGAGAUAAGGAUUCCGCCGCCAUCGCCAAACUAUGGAAUUUGUGUCUUCCCGGGUCUAACUUUACUGAGCGACAAUGAUCGGGAUCCCUUGGACCGGCCUCAAGUUUUCAUAAUGCCCGAGAUGGAAAAAGUCGACCAUGUUGGAAAAGCUGACCGAGGUAAUAACGCCGAGGCACAUACCGAUACGAGCACACUAGGCAGAGACGAAUGA